GUUUGAUAGGACGUCAGACCAGUCACGUGACCUGGGCGUGGUUUUAGCUGAUGUGAGGUGUGUGUGUUGUCGGGCAGAAGAAACGCAGCUUCGCUUUGACGGUGUCUGAAUAAUUUAUUCGUUUUAAUUAUUUUAGAUAUGGAUAUCCACAAGCCCAGGAACUGCAACCAGUUUUCACCUGCCUUUAAGAUGGCAAAUGGCUACAUUCUACCUGAGGGCAAGCUGACCCCCAACGCCCUCUUUGUUGGUGGGAUUGACAUGAAGGUGGAUGAAAAUGAAAUGCAGGACUUCUUCGCCAGAUAUGGGGCUGUUAAGGAAGUCAAAAUUAUCACGUACCGUGGAGGGAUCUGCAAAGGGUAUGGGUUUGUGUACUUCAGUGAAGAUGUCAACAUUCAGUCAAUCAUUGAGCAACAGAUCAGUUUUAAGGGUCGGAAACUCAAGCUGGGCCCUGCCAUCAUGAAGGAAAGGAGCUCUCGGUCCAUGCCAUCCCGUCUAGCUGGCCCAGCUCCUUGGAUGAGCCCCACUCAGUACUUCUACUGUGCCUGCUGCUCACCCAUGGGAGGGGGUAUGGCACAACCUUCACCCAUCUUCAGUGGGGGCAACCCCUACAGUCAGCCGUACUCCUACUCCAACAUGGGAGGGGUCAUGAUCCCACAGAUGCCAAUGAACUACCCACAGAACCCCUAUGCCUACCAGUACACUCCACCUCACUGGAUGGCGGACCAGAGGACACGGCCUGUCAAUCAGAGCUUUGUGGACUGUGGAGUGCAGACUAUGCUGACUGUGCUGUAGCCCACAGCUUACUGAGCCCCACACAAGAUACAGUGGCUACAGUGAGUCAGAACGCAGACAGGAUGGACAUCUUGAUGUUACGGACGGCUGGAAGCAACCCAACUCCUCACACUGUUUUCAGAAAGCCCUCCUCUCUCCUCCUUUCCUUCAACUACUGAGACCCAGUUUAACACCAGACUGCAGGAGCUCUCCACUUCAGACUGUAGUAGUUUGAUCACAGUCACUUUGAGCACAGGGAUCCCUGUCGUGUGGUGGAACCACUUUUAACCCACACGGAUCACAGUAACAUUCACACAAGAAGAGCAGAGCACCCUCACCUUCCCAGCUGAAUAUAUGGGCUCACUUUCUGUUUGUUUUCUUUCUUUCCUUUGGAUCUCAAAAAAGACUUUUAAGCUCACCCUUUGUACCUAUUUAUAUUUUAUGUUUCAUUAUUUAUUUUGGAGUUGGAGAGAUGUUUAUUUGGUUUUGACCUUUUUUUAAGCUUCUGCAAGGGCUCUCUACAGAAAAAGGUAUGUUUAUAUGAAUAUAACAAUGUCUUGCAAUCUGGUUGUAUCAGCAUUGGUGCAGAGCGCUUCUUUAGCUCAUCUGAUUAAGAAAUUUCAUUAACUGGUCCACUACAGCAUACCGGUACUUCCAUUCAUUUCAAGCGCUUGCGUUUAUUUUGUGGUCUAUUUAAUUGGCCGUUGAUCGAGGCAUUAAAUUAAUUGGCAAUUUUGUCACAUUUUAGUGCCUCAUCGGUAUCACGGAUUUCUCGUCUAGGUCAAACGCCAGACCUUUCAGGUUCCUCUGAGAUCUGUAUUUUGCAUUUCUAAACCGCCCCAUCCUGUGACUGAUUCCAAGGACAAUCACGACAUCAAUGUUUUUUUUUUGUUGGUUGUUUUUUUGUUUGUUUUGUUUUUUUUGCAACAUCAACUUAAAUUUGGACAAUGAAAAAAGAUAUGGAAAACAGUUUUAAGCCACUUUGCAAAUGAAGGACAUGAUUGACUGUAAGGUGCUCCCUGUUUCUUUGGGGAAACACUCACUGUACAUGGUUCACUUUAUAUGGUUGUUUCUCUCAGCAGUUUGGGUUUUAGCAUACUCACAGGUGAUCUUGCACGAAGCAUUUUACUGCCGUCAAACGAGUGAGAGAUGAUUCUUUUAUAGAUAUUCUUUCCAGCAAGUGCACCUCAUUUGUCUUUUUGUUAGAUUUAUACACUUAAAGAGCAGCUUUGUGUUCGGAGAUGCACAUUUUGGUAUUUGGUGUGCACCACAGAGUUUCUUUUAUUUUCACCCAGGUGAAUAUAGUUCUGUUUGACCUCCAACGUGUGAUCGUAUUGAUCAGUUUGUUGUGUUCAGGGAGCCUGGGCUCUGCACUGUUAGGUGUGUUCAUGUUUGAUUUUGUUAUGGAAAAAAUAAAAGUUAAAAUUUGUAAUUUAA
Molecule: messenger RNA, 2208 nt
Organism: Acanthopagrus latus (yellowfin seabream)
Lineage: Eukaryota; Metazoa; Chordata; Actinopteri; Spariformes; Sparidae
Gene: dazl
Product: deleted in azoospermia-like
Exons: 10
Coding region: 139-792 (217 amino acids)
Molecular function (GO): RNA binding
Source: RefSeq, a predicted model, not a curated record